AUGGCGACCCUCUCCAAGCUUCCCCCGGAGUUGAUCCGUGAGAUCUGCCUCCACAUCCACGAGCACGAUCUUGACCAGCCCGACAAUCAGCAAAACUGGAUUAUUCCUCAGAAAGCCCUAGCCUCGCUGUGCAAGGUCUCAAAAGCUUUCUGCAAUACAGCGCAGCCCAUCCUAUUCCGAAGAGUUCACAUCACAGUCAGACGGCAAAAUCUGAUCCCCCACAACACCAAGCUUAUUGCUCUGCUGAGGGUUCUGAUCAAGCGACCCCAUUUGGGGGAGCAAAUUCGCCUGCUGAAGCUAUCUGUCCACGAAGCCGGUCACCACUGGAUAAACCGCCUCAACCUCACGAAGCCCGUUGCAUUCAUACCACUGGAAGAGGAUGAUUUCCAGCUAUUCACGAAUGCUGCAAAGAGAGAAAGCUGGAUGGGGGAUCUCAGCGCCCAUUGGGACAACAGCUUUCUUUCAGAAGAACAAGUACUUUUGCAGCUUUCUCUAGCAAAAAUGCCCAGCUUGAACGAGAUGCAGCUGGCGAUUCCCAAUGAGACUAUCAGCAGUUCCAUGUUCUCUCAUGGCUUCCGCCAGGCUAUGGCGGAGAACAAGGUCUUGAAACAACUCAGGGCAGUGCACAUGCACGGUUUCCCUGAUUUCAUCCCUGAAAUGAGGUAUAUUGUUAUGCGUGAACUUCAACCCUUUCUCUUCCUUCUCCAACCGCAGGUCACAAAACUUCAUGUUGAGAAUUGUCUCGGUCACUGGGAACCUAUCGCCUGGCCUGAAUUUGCCCAACUCGCCCACGUCAAGCAUCUCACCAUGCAUAAUUGCGGGCUGACACAAUGGGACUUCGACAUUUUUAUCACAGCAUGUCGCAGCCUCGAGAGUGUUGCCUACACAGCCCACCCAAUUGGAAGCCACACCAGGGAGCAAGAAUCACCACAGAACUAUGUGGCGGGCCUACAACGGCACUCGCACUCAAUCAAAGAUCUGCACUUGGUAGUGAACCCCAAGAAGCAGAAUGAGAUGUGGAAGGCUGGAUACAGCUCUUUUGAGUCCUUUGAGAGCCUCGAGUCACUCACGAUCUCCCCCAGCGACUUUGGAGAAACCUUCAUUGUUCCCGGCACUCUUGGACCAAAGGCACUCUCGCAGACACUGCCCAAAAGCUUGAAGCAUCUCAUGGUAAAGCGAUGGUGCUGGCCUAUGAGGAUUGACGUCGACUGGUUGGCCCAAGCUGCCUGCCGAGGAGAGCUGGAGAACCUCGAGACGCUUGACAUCGAGUAUUGCCUGAGCGCAACAAAAGACCCGAUUUCUAUGGCAAACAACCUCAGAACGGAACUCGAGAGAAUCAAGGGUGGCCCUAUCACGUUCUUCAUUCGCCUGCGAAAGCUAGGGAAUUCACACAAGGAUGCGCUUUGGUAG
Molecule: messenger RNA, 1410 nt
Organism: Colletotrichum gloeosporioides
Lineage: Eukaryota; Fungi; Ascomycota; Sordariomycetes; Glomerellales; Glomerellaceae
Exons: 1
Coding region: 1-1410 (469 amino acids)
Source: RefSeq, a predicted model, not a curated record